Cyprinodon variegatus (sheepshead minnow) is the source of this 7418-nucleotide messenger RNA. RefSeq names its product one cut homeobox 1 (gene onecut1). The record is from RefSeq and is a predicted model, not a curated record. The transcript is spliced from 2 exons. The coding region runs from base 879 to 2252 and encodes 457 amino acids. Lineage: Eukaryota; Metazoa; Chordata; Actinopteri; Cyprinodontiformes; Cyprinodontidae. Gene Ontology annotation, biological process: regulation of transcription by RNA polymerase II. Gene Ontology annotation, cellular component: nucleus. Gene Ontology annotation, molecular function: DNA-binding transcription factor activity, RNA polymerase II-specific; RNA polymerase II cis-regulatory region sequence-specific DNA binding.
AUUAAGGGUAAAUACCCUUAAUUUAAGAUUUUUGUUCUACUUUCAAGAUUUUUGCAGUGUAGGAAUAAAUCUCAUUGUAAUAUUAUAGAACUUUGAAUAAUCAUAUGUUAACCUGCAAGAGGUAUGUCCAUCAUUCAUAUUUUGAUCAGUCCAACAGAUACAGUAUCCUUUUAAUGAGCUGCAGAACUAAGGUGGAUUCUUUAGUGCGUCGUCCCAGGAAUAUCUGAAUGUCAUUCUUAUGGCUAGGAACAUUUUAUUAAAGGAGAUCUUCCAAAAAUCCUUCCCAUGAGUCUAUUAAAUGUUAAAAGGAUUUGCCAUUCAUGCACAAUAUUUGAUUCUUCCCUUCCUUAAUAAGGAAAGCAACGUCAAAGCAAUGAGGAAGUGUGUGUGUUUUUGUGCGAGAGAGAUAGAGGGGGUAGAGAGAGAAAGAGCAUGGGAGGAGACCAAUGCGCACAUUGCGCAUGUGCAGACGGUGAGAUCUGUGCUGCGGUGGAGCAGAGACUGGACACACACCGCUAAAGAGAUGGCGCGGCACCCGACCGGAGCGCAGGGACAGCUGGUUGGCGACGGGGGGGCUUGAAAUACAAAGAGAAGCAAAUCUAUGGUUUUUAAAAGAAAAAAAAAACAGAUAAGAAGAAAAAGAACGGAUUUUAAAGAGAAGUUUCAUUCCUAGGUGGAAAAAAAAGCGUCUCCAAAAAAAAAGGUAGGAGAUUAAUCCAAUAUUGUUACACAGAAGAGGUGAUAGCAGACGAGGCUGAUGCGAGGAGGACACAAACAGCAACAAAAGAAAAUUGAACUUUAUUGGACGUGUGGAUUUCUGGACAUCAGCUAAGAGCAGUAGGUCAGAUAGAUGGUUUGUCCACAGCGCUGCCCGGAUCAUGAACGCGCAGCUGUCGAUGGAAAAUAUAGGCGACCUGCAUGGAGUGAGCCAUGAGUCUGUCGCCGGGCAUGGAGAGCUGCUGAGCGGCCACAGUCCGCACUCCCGUCCGAGCCCGCGGGGCUUGAGCCACCGCGCCAUGGGCAUGGCGACCCUCCUGGACAGCGGAGACUAUCACCCAGGCCACCCGGGACACCUGCAUCCAGCCAUCAGCAUGUGCGAAGCCCCCCACGGCAUGAGCGCGAGCACCACCUACACCACCCUGACCCCUCUACAACCGUUACCCCCCAUCUCCACCGUGUCUGACAAAUUUCCUCCCCAUCACCACCACCACCAUCCCCACCAUCCGCAUACACAUCCCCACCAGAGGAUCCCCGGGAAUGUCAGCGGCAGCUUCACGUUGAUGCGAGAGGACCGGAGUUUGGCGCCUAUGAACAGUCUGUAUCCUGCGUAUCAUCACAAAGAUCCCUGCAUGGGCCAGAGCCUCUCCCCGCUCUCUGGCUCCGGGCUGGCCAGCAUACACACGUCCCAAGCCGGCAUCCCUCCCUACGCACAUCCAGGCGCUGCCAUGCCCGGGGAGAAGAUGCUCACACCUAAUGGGUUCGAGGCUCACCAUCCGGCCAUGCUCAGCAGACACGCCGAGCAGCACAUGAGCUCCUCCGCAGGCAUGGUGCAAAUCAACGGCCUGCAUCACCACCCGCACGCCCACCUUAGCGCGCAGGGCCACGGCCAGGGGCUGGGUAACAGCCGGGAGCAGGCCUCCGGGCCUGGGCACCAAGGGGGCGGCGCUGGGGGUGGAGGAGGUGGUGGUGGUGUUUCUGGCGGCCAGAUGGAGGAGGUGAAUACCAAAGAAGUAGCGCAGAGGAUCACCACGGAGCUGAAGCGUUACAGCAUCCCUCAAGCCAUCUUUGCUCAGCGGGUCCUGUGCAGGUCUCAGGGGACCCUGUCCGACUUGCUGAGGAACCCCAAACCCUGGUCAAAGCUCAAGUCCGGCAGAGAGACCUUCCGUCGCAUGUGGAAGUGGCUGCAGGAGCCUGAGUUCCAGCGCAUGAGUGCACUCAGGCUCGCAGGUGAGCGAAGCCUCGCUUGCAAGCGCAAAGAGCAAGAUCACGGCAGAAGUGAGCGAGGGAACGUGACCAAGAAGCCCCGGCUAGUGUUCACAGACGUGCAGCGGCGGACGCUCCAUGCCAUCUUCAAGGAGAACAAGCGUCCAUCCAAAGAGCUGCAGCUCACCAUUGCCCAGCAGCUGGGCCUCGAGCUGGCCACGGUCAGUAACUUCUUCAUGAACGCUAGGCGCCGGAGUCUGGACAAGUGGGUGGACGAUGGCUCCGGUCAUGCAGUCAACUCGGGGCCCAACGCCUGCACCAAAGCCUGAAGUUGUACUGACCUGAACAACUCAUGGACUGACUCAACCUCGGUGGAAAAGCUUUAAAAAUUUCAGAGAAACAAAGAAAACUUAAAGACCUUGAAGCUACGUUUUGCCCUUAAACCUGUACUAUAUUGAUAUUUAUAGUAUCCAAAGAUGAAAAACAAACCAAAGACUUCUUGUUUGACCUGCUUUACAAUGUUUGUUUCAGCAACAUAUUUUUGUGUAAAAUACUGCAAAAAGACGUUACUCACACCCAUAUACACACACACACACACACACAGACAUACUCACAAACACACACACAGGUCUUUAGCUUUACUAUAACCCCUCACCUCCCUACUGUGUAUCAAUCUAUCAUUUGCCAUCCUUAUCUCUAAUCUGAUUGGUUGGUUUUAAUGAUGGGUCCCCAAGUGGAGGUUUAAUCAGCCUACUGGCAGUGUUGUCUGCAGCUGUCCACAGCCUGGAAAAAAAAAAGAUCUUUAAAAAAACAAAAAACAGGGAUGAAUGUGGAGUUCCAGUGGGAUUGGCCAAUCAACUUUAAAGGGAAAAAAAAGAAUCAUCCUGCAGGAGCGACUGGAUUGUUCUGCAACUCUGUUUGGACCGGUGGCUUGGACUGUCUGACUCCCUGUAUGUCUGUUUGUCUGUCUGUAUUUCAGUCUGUGCAGUCGUCUGUCAUUCUAUCAAGCAUUCCAGACAGAUGGGGACAGGAAAUGUCCAUUGGUAGACUGCUAACCCAAACCCAAAGAGUGUGAACCAAACCAAACAGGAGAAAAACCAUACAGUGGUGCUUUCCUCCAACAUGCUCAAGCAUAAAGUUAUGAAAAUAAGAGAAUCUUUUGCUCUUUUAGUGUCAAGCCUCUCGUGCAGAGCAGAAAUAACAUUUACAAAUACCAAAGAAUAUAUUUUGUAGAUGAUCAUCAAGCAUGGGCAGGUUGACAUUAUCUCAAUAUGAUAACUGUAAUUUUAACAGUAUAGUUUCAACUUAAUGUAUUUACCAAAGGUUUAAAGUAAAUAUCUAUCCGUUUAUUAACUCCGUUUUUGAUCAUUUAAAAUAAUGUUUAUAACAGUUACUGUAACAUAAGUUAUUAACUUAUUUAUUUAACUUCUGGUACUAAGAGUUUCAGUAAUUGCAUAGUGUUUCUACUUUAUUACUAUAGUGCAAAAUAAUAUCUUUUUACCAUUUUGUCAUGACUGUAUGAGUCAAUUACUUUUUUCUGGCAGCUGAGCAGCAGUAUAUAGAAACAGGUGGGGGAGGGUAGAGUUCCAUUUCAGUGGCUCCAGAAGCUUAGGGUUGGGACUGCAACUGGGAUCACAACUCAGCAACUAUAGAGUCUUUAUAACCAGAAAUGCAAUGUUGAUAACCAAAGGAUAAAAUGAUGAAGCAUAAAUAACCUGCAGAAAAGAGCAAAAUAGAUAAUCAGCCCAUGCUUAACAACACAUAUUUUUUUUACAUUUUUGUGUUACUGUGCUCUCUGAGAAACCUAUUCACCCCUGUACCCCAAAACAAAAGAAUAUUAUUCCGUAUUAUGACAAAAUAAAAAACCUUUUAACUAUAAAUCUACCCAUAGCCAAACCUUGAAUAUAAUUGCGUUACUACCAUCCUAUUUCAGUUCCUCAGCCAGCCAAAGCACUAAUGUGUAAAGCAUUGUGAGAUAAAUCAGCAGCUCUAGUUUAUGCAUUCAAUAGUGUGUUUUCUGUCUAGACGUGAAAGCACAAACUGGUGGCUCUGUGUGUGACAGAUAGCCUCUGAUGUUUUUUUAAGGACAAACUGUGUCACCACCUUCAUAAUCAGCACUGAGUGUCACUCCAUCAUCCCCACAUGCUUCACGUGAAUUUGAUUUGAUCUCCUCAUCAAAGAUGUACAGCAGAGAAGAUGAUAUCAAUGAUCGAAUCACUUUCAGGCGCUUACAAAGCAAUGUCACCUCCUCACCUGAAUACAAAGAAGCGUACCGCCGCCUCUUUACAGAAGCUUCCUGCCAAGUCUGCCCCCCCCCCCAACUCACACACACACACACAUCCUUACCCUUCCUCCCUUCUCCUGGGAGGUUAUGCAUCUGAGCACUCGGAGGAAAGCACUACAUGGGCCUGGCUUGGGUUGGCACAGCAUUAAAUGUGCUAAGCUGAGCUCCUCCUCUCGACUGGGGUUAGCAGAGCUACAUUCAUCACAACACAAAUCCAAAGGAGAGGAAAGCAGAAGCGGCUUCUCCUUCACCUCUGAGAGAAAAACCAAAAAUAUGACAAGAGACAAAAAAAUGUUAAGAUCUACUGAUGUUUUGUUUGUUUUUUUUCCUAGUGUGAACCAAAGAUGCUACCUCACUCAAGUUCCAUAUGUGAUUUCUAUCACUUUUGAUGAUACCAAAGAUAACCAAAGAUUUUUUCUAAUUGCACGGCCUCUGUGAGUGGUGUUCAAAGCAGUGUGAUGUAUGUGACCUCUCCCCCCUUUUUAUUUUCCCCUGUGUUUUUGCUCCUGGCCUGUCCUUCUCCCUUUUCCAGAACCUCCAACCUGCAAUCAGCCCAUGCAUCCUCUUUUUCUGCAUACUCCUGCUUAAUAUUUGCUCCGAUUACAGCUCCAUAGAUAGCCCUGCUGAUGCAGAUAAAAGGCAGACAUGCUGAUCCAGCCGUAGAUGCACACGACCGUCCAUGCAGGUGCCUGCAGAGUAGAUUUGUAGUAGCAUGAUCUUUUUUUGAGCAGAAAUGAAUCCAUGCAUACUCAUUUUUUUUUAUUUGUGGCCAGUUAAUGUGUAAAUGAUCGCAUGAAGCUACAUUUCUAGCUUGAUCUAUGAAUUCGUUUUCAAAUAGAAUUUGGAUUUAAACCACUGUGCUGUGAAAAAAAGUAUUUGCCCCCUUUCUAAAUUCUUCUGUUUUUGAUUCGUCAUUUACAAAAGUUUAAUAUCAUCAAAAGUAAUUCACAAUCAAAUAUAAAGAAGUGGAUAAAUACAAAAUGCAGUUUUCAAAUGGUGUUUAUUAAGGGAGGAAUGCUUUCAAACCAGUCUGAUCCUAUGUGAUAAAGAACUACCCCUUUACAUAACCAGUUAUCCUAAAUACAUAUAUGGAAGGAAAAUGUAUAUCUUCUUUAAACACUUAGAUUGUCAUUUACAGGAUGGAACAUUUUUUACCUAUUCUUUUCUGCAGGAUUAUUUCUAAUUCAGUAGCUCUGGGGGCUUUCAGAUCAUAAAGUGCCUGCAUAUGCUGUAGAAUCAAUUGAAUAUUAAGGCCUAGACAAUGGGCCAAUCUAAAAGUCUUGAUUUGUUUGUUUUUUGUUUAUCUUUGAUGUUGUCCUACUGGUCUGAUUUGGAUCAACAUCCUGCUGUCUUGGUUUAACUGGUGGAUCUAUUGUGAAAUGCUGUUUAGUUUCACACCAGAUGUAGAAGGACAGUGAAUAUUUAACCAAAAGUAAUAGGGAUCACAGAAAGUUUUUUUUUUUUAUCUGAAUGGUGAGAAGGGCAUCUGUGCUCUUUUUGGUCAUUUUUAGCCUUGCAUGUUGAUCAGGUGCCAAUUUCUCUUCUCGUUCUUAUUGGUGAAUAAGAAUGAGUUUGUGAGCUGCAGUGUUUUAGCUGUAGUUCUGUGUUUUGGUUUGACCUCCUGCAUGAUUGGUUAAUGCAGCCUGUAGUCAUUUUUCUGUUGGCCAAUCACCCCCCCAUUGUUGAGGAUGAUGGUUCUCACUGUGUUUAACUGGAAGGUCAAAUCAAUAGAAGUCGUUUAGUUACCCUUUCCUUACUGAUAGAGGUGAGUUAGUUUGUAAGAAGCUGUUUCUUUCAGAAAGGCUCAGGAGUUUUGCUCUUUUAUAUAUUUUAUCUACGAUUCAUUUAGAGAUCUUUUUACUAUAUUUCCUGAUUUCUACACUUCCUGUAGUCGUCCAUCCGGGGUUAAAGUUAGUGGAACUAAACCAAAGUAUGCUUUGGUUGCAUGGGGUAUAUUUUCCCAAAAGCCUGGAUGAUUUAUAUAACAUUUCUUUUCCUUAAAGAAAUCAGUAUUUGAAAACUGCGUUUAAUAUUUACAUGGAUUCUAUUUUUUAAUCUAAAAAAGAUGAGAUCUUCUAAAAUAUUUAGGUGUAAAAAGCAUAAACUGCAGUAAGAAGACAUCUAGUUUUUCACAGUACAGUAGGUUCCCUAUGACACUUUCUUUUCUUUCGACUGGCCCCUGCCUUUUUAGUUUUGCAUAUAUUGAUCCAACUAAUAAGUCAGACAUCUUCACAUGACCGCAGGCAGACGGCCUGACAUAGCCAUGGGCAGAAUCACUGAUUCAACUAUAGGCAGACAUGUUCCUGAAAGUAGAAGCAGAUAUGUUGCAAUCUUUCUAGAACUCUAACAAAGCAAACAAACAACAAAAAAAACUCCCAGGAUGAGUGCCUUGCUUGAACCAAAGUGUUUAACCGCUGUUGACCUCUCAAUUCUGACUCUGUGAAUACCUCAGCCUGUAGAAGGGCCACAACUGAAGAGACAAGGAUUUUUUUUCUCCUUUCUUCUUUUUUUUCUUCCUCUUAUUUUUUGUUUUGUGAUUCACACCGUGGUGCUUUCACCGGCACAACCAUGCAAUGAAAACAUACCAAAGGCUUUUCUGUUGUCCACUUCUACAGAUCAAACCAAAGGUCUUAGUUUCUCGCCUCCCUCUGUCCCGCCCCCCUCCUCUAUCCCAACCUUUCUUCCUUCUCUCUCUGCUGUGUGUAGGAAGGUCCAGCACUCUGGCCGUGCAUGUCUUUUACCAGUGUCUCUGAAUACCUCAUAGUGAUAAUUCCUUUGAGUUCUGCAUCAAGACGUCUUAUCUGUGAGUAAGGUAGAACUUCAACUGUGUGGUAUUUGAUAUCGAUUCUUCAAAAAGCUGAUAAUCUAUUUUCAGGCUGUUAUUUGUUGUUUUCUUUUGGCAAAAGUGCUCUGUUUCAAAACAAAGAGGACAAAGUUUCAGGGUUGAUGAGAAACUUAAAGGAUGGAGGAGGGAGAAGUGUAUUUUUUAUCAGACAUUUGGGGGUUAUGCCAAUAUUAUGAUGUAGAUGAUUGCUUUUACAGGGUAAAACCAACUGCUGUGAUGUUGUGUUCCUACUUUCUCUUCUACCUACUACUGUGUUGUGAUUUUAAUUUAAUUGCGUUUUUGUAUGGGUUCUUUAAUUUAUGCAUUUGUAGAAGCUCUAGAUUUGUACAUAUUAGGGUUUUUUGGGGGAGGGGAAACAAAUGAAAC